UGGCUACCCUGCCUAAAAAAAAAAAGAGAAGGUCGAAAUAAACAAAUCAUCUUUAUUUCACAUCAAACCUUUCUUGCCUACGAGUACAUAAUAAACACACUUUCUCAUAUCUCCCUUCACUUCACAUCACAUCACAUCACCACACUUUUGUACAUUCACCACACAUAUACUCCAAAAAAAUACAAUUCGAAAAAAGUCCCAAAAGUUGCAAAAUCCUUCACUUACUUAUUAAUUGGAUUGCAUUUCCUUUUCCUAUUCCUAUUCCUCCUCACAAAAGUUGAUCAUCAUGAAUUACGCUAUGGAGGAUACACAGAACACUUCCCCAGGCGACGUACCACCUGCUCAAGCCGCCAAACUUGCUCCUCGUAAAGGUCCCGAUGCUCAGAGUACCACCAAACGUCUCCAAACCGAAUUAAUGCAACUCAUGACCUCUGCCGCUCCUGGUAUCUCCGCGUUCCCUUCUGCAGAUGGCAAUCUUCUUUCCUGGACCGCGACAAUCGAUGGACCAGAUGAUACCCCAUAUGCAUCGAAGAAAUUUAAGUUGUCUUUUGCGUUUCCAUCCAACUAUCCCUAUGCACCACCAACCGUUCUCUUCAAGACUCCUAUCUAUCAUCCCAAUGUCGAUUUCUCGGGUAGAAUUUGCUUGGAUAUUUUGAAGGAUAAGUGGACCGCCGCGUAUAAUAUUCAAACGGUGUUGUUGAGUUUGCAAAGUCUCUUGGGCGAACCUAAUAAUGCAUCACCAUUGAACGGCGAAGCCGCAGAGUUGUGGGACAAGAACCCUGAGGAGUUCCAGAAGAAAGUUAAUGGUCGUCACCAAGACAUUGAUGACGAAUAGGUUUUUGGGGAAGGAGGAGUAGAAAACAUCGUCAUUCAGAUACCCGGCGUCAAUAUGUUUAUGAAUUGGAGAUUGUGCAUGAUGGACCUUAGUCUAUGUCUCGGCUCGGGCAUUGGGUUAUUGCUACAUUCUCAGGAUAGUACAGGAGGGCGUAGUCCUAUUGGGACUUCGAAGGUUGUAUUCUUAUUUUGGACCUUCAAGCAAAAACAUAACAAAUGAACGCAUUGUUAAAUAUUUUUGAA
This is a messenger RNA of Botrytis porri, 1077 nucleotides long. RefSeq lists its product as uncharacterized. Lineage: Eukaryota; Fungi; Ascomycota; Leotiomycetes; Helotiales; Sclerotiniaceae. Bases 287 to 835 code for a protein of 182 amino acids. The record is from RefSeq and is a predicted model, not a curated record. The transcript is spliced from 4 exons.